This is a messenger RNA of Fusarium sp. VM40, 942 nucleotides long. Lineage: Eukaryota; Fungi; Ascomycota; Sordariomycetes; Hypocreales; Nectriaceae. The record is from the annotation of a GenBank genome assembly.
AUGACUUCCGUCGUUGCGGUCUCUGGUGGAACUGCCAGCCUUGGUCGUGCUAUCACCGAGGCCAUUGUAGCACUGGGAAAGUACGAGGUCAUUGUUCUGUCAAGAAAAGAAAACCCGGGGCUCGAGAAGACCUUAGGGGUCCGAAUUGUACCUGUGGACUAUUCCAGUGUGUCUAGCAUUAUUGAGGUGCUCGAGAAAAACAACAUCGAUACUCUCGUCUCUGCGAUCGGCCUAGGUGGAUCGGCGCUUCCAGACGCGGAGCUGCCCCUCAUCCGAGCCGCUGAACAGUCGUCUGUCACCAAGAGAUUCAUUGCCAGCGUAUUUGGCGCCACCUACAGGAAGGAACAAUCCUCCUUCUAUCCUGCCGCGGGGAAGAUUCUGUCACGAGAAGAACUAGAAACAACUAAAUCGCUAGAGUGGACUGCCGUCUUGAACGGCUUCUUCCUUGAUUAUUUUGGCAUGCCUAAAGUUACUUCAUACCUCCAGCCCACUACCCUUGUCCUAGAUAUUGCAAACAACUCUGCUGGCAUUCCCGGUUCUGGGGAUGUACCAGUGGUCUUUACACAUAGUUUUGAUGUUGCAAGGUAUACAGCAAGACUGCUAGGCCUAGACAAGUGGGAGAAAGAGUCGUACGUUAUCGGCGAUAAACUGACCUGGAAUGAGUUCCUCAAGCUUGCUGAGGAAGCAAAGGGGACUAAAUUCAACGUUACGUAUGAUUCCGUUGAGCAGCUGCGGGAGGGGAAGAUAACUGAACUCCCAGCCCAUAAGUACGCCUAUGACUUUGUCCCCAAGGAGGUGCUUCAAUCCAUGCUGGCGUACUUUGGCACUAUGUUUGAGAAUGGCCAAUUCAAUUUUAAGUCUAAGAAGACACUGAAUGAUGCUUUUCCUGACAUUGAGCCUUUAACGGCUGAAAAGAUUCUCGAACAAGGUUGGGGCUCUUGA